GAUGUCUGGGCAGAGCAUUACAGACAGGAUAACCGCCGCACAGCACAGUGUCACCGGGUCGGCGAUUUCCAAAACUGUGUGCAAGGCGACCACGCACGAAAUAAUGGGGCCAAAAAAGAAACAUUUGGAUUACUUGAUUCAGUGCACAAAUGAAAUGAAUGUGAACAUCCCUCAGCUGGCUGACACACUCUUUGAGAGGACCACCAACACCAGCUGGGUGGUUGUCUUCAAAUCCCUCACCACCACACACCAUCUGAUGGUCUACGGCAACGAGAGAUUUAUACAGUAUCUGGCUUCAAGGAACACACUAUUCAACCUCAGCAAUUUUUUGGACAAAAGUGGCCUACAAGGCUAUGAUAUGUCAACGUUCAUUAGGAGGUAUAGCCGCUACCUGAAUGAGAAGGCUGUGUCCUACAGACAAGUCGCGUUUGACUUCACUAAAGUGAAAAGAGGGUCUGACGGAUUGAUGAGAACCAUGAACACAGAGAAACUCCUCAAGACCAUCCCUAUCAUCCAAAAUCAGAUGGAUGUGUUACUCGAUUUCAAUGUCAAUGCCAAUGAGCUGACGAAUGGCGUGAUCAAUGCUGCCUUCAUGCUUCUGUUCAAAGAUGCGAUCCGACUGUUUGCAGCCUACAACGAGGGCAUAAUCAACCUCCUGGAGAAAUACUUUGACAUGAAGAAAGUCCAGUGCAAAGAUGGACUUGACAUCUACAAGAAAUUCCUUACACGAAUGACACGAAUCUCAGAGUUCCUUAAAGUUGCAGAGCAAGUGGGGAUUGAUCGAGGGGACAUCCCAGAUCUGUCUCAGGCCCCCAGCAGCCUGCUGGACGCCCUGGAACAGCACUUGGCCUCUUUAGAGGGAAAAAAAGUCAAAGACUCCACAGCAGCCAGCAGGGCGAGCACCCUCUCCAAUGCUGUCUCCUCCCUGGCCAACACCGGCAUAUCCUUCACCAAAGUGGACGAGAGGGAAAAACAGGCAGCCCUGGAAGAAGAGCAGGCCCGCCUCAAAGCACUAAAAGAGCAGCGUCUGAAAGAGCUCCAGAAGAAUCCUGCUAUGGCCACCACAGACUCCUCCCCCGUCUCCACAGUGGCUGGACCCAUCAAUUCAGCCCCUGCCAUUGACCUGUUCUCCACCCCUAGCUCCACCAACAGCACGUCCAAGGCAGCCAACGACCUUCUGGACCUGCAGCCCGCGUUCCAGCAGCCGCUGCCUCUCUCCGCCACCAACACAUGGGGAGAUCCUUUCACCUACGCUGCAGAAGCUGUGGAGGAAUCCAUUCCAAACUCAAACCCUUUCCUCACACUACCUGUUGUCGAUGCUGUCCACACACCUACGGUGUCCUCGGACGCCGGCAGUCUGUCCUCUAGGACACCUAGCCAUGAAGUGUUCGAUCAUUAUACUCCCUUUUUUGACUCAAGCUCUUCCCUGGCAUCUGAUCUCGAAACUGCUGCCCAGAUAGAGACAUUUAUCACAGACUCCUUCUGUGGGCCAAGCCCUUACUCCACCCUCUUCCAAUCUGAGCCCCCUGCUGUAGCGGGUCUAUUCAGAGGGUUUACAGCCUCCCCUACACCGCAGCAGGCGCAAAACUCUCGAGGCCUUAAUGUCGACUUUGACUCGGUGUUUGGCAACAACACCAAUGCCAACAACCUGGAUUCCACAGAUGUUUUAGGUGGCAUCCUCAAACCUACAGUGGCGUCCUCACCCAAUCAGGGCAUGACCCCGAACGGACAGCAGCCCAAUAAACUGGUGUCCAGUGACCUGGACUCCUCACUGGCCAAUCUCGUCGGCAAUUUGGGAAUUGGCAACGGCACAGCAAAGAAUGAUCUUCACUGGAGUCAGCCCGGUGAAAAGAAGCUGACAGGUGGAACCAACUGGCAGCCAAAGACAGCUCCGUCCACCACCUGGAACCCUGCAACCAUGGCACCAUCUGUCAUGGCCUUCCCUGCAACCACACCGACAGGCAUGAUGGCAUAUGCAAUGCCUCCUCACAUGGGCUCUGUGAUGAUGACACAGCCCACCAUGAUGUACACCCAACCCAUGAUGAGGCCCGCCAACCCCUUCGGCUCCAAUCCCGGUGCACAGUCACCCACAACCUCUAGUCCCUCCAGUCUCAGCCCCCUCAGAGCGCCGGGGAAGGACCCCUUUGCUCAGCUCUUUCUGCAGAAUUUCUUAUAGAGCGUCUUUUAGGUACAGCUUCGUCUUGUGUGUGCGCUUCAUCGCAGCUCCGGCGUCGGCAGACUGCAUGUUUACCUCUGCCUUGUCUGAGCAGACCUGGCUGUUGAUUGGCUGAUUAUUUUGGAGUCACUUUCCUGUGAGAUGCCACCACAGCUGGCUGCUUUGCACCCUCUGUCCCACAUGUCUCGUCUCCUGUGGAGGAAUGAUGGAGUUAGCUGAUGUUUCUUUGCUCUGCGGGGAGACUGAAGCUCUAUUCACUCAGGACUAGUUCAAGCUGAGAGUUUGACACGGUUCAGGAGCUGUAGCUUAACGAGUCAGUAGCAAAACAUUGCAACAGGAUGAAAUCAGAAUGUCUGAUUCAUUUCCUGAUCACAGACGCAUUAAACUGUAGGAGGAGUCACAGAAUAAACCUGCAGACAAUCUUAGAAUGAACUGAAAUGACCAGUGAUGCCAGUCUCCUGUGAAUAGGACUUCAGCUCUUAUUUUGAAAACACAAGCUUCACCCACACCAUCUUUAUUUUUGCCUGUUGGAGGAUUUUUUGCUCAUGUAUUUAUGAACGUAGAGGGGAAACUGUGGAGGCUUUAGAAGUCUGGAUCCUGGUCUUAUAUUAACACUGUUUUUUUUUUGUUUUUUUUAU
Messenger RNA from Toxotes jaculatrix (banded archerfish), 2814 nucleotides. RefSeq names its product phosphatidylinositol binding clathrin assembly protein a (gene picalma). Gene Ontology annotation, biological process: synaptic vesicle budding from presynaptic endocytic zone membrane; clathrin-dependent endocytosis; clathrin coat assembly. Bases 2 to 2176 code for a protein of 724 amino acids. Gene Ontology annotation, molecular function: clathrin heavy chain binding; SNARE binding; phosphatidylinositol-4,5-bisphosphate binding. The transcript is spliced from 22 exons. The record is from RefSeq and is a predicted model, not a curated record. Lineage: Eukaryota; Metazoa; Chordata; Actinopteri; Toxotidae. Gene Ontology annotation, cellular component: clathrin-coated pit; clathrin-coated vesicle; extrinsic component of presynaptic endocytic zone membrane.